UCCCUGUCCCUAUGGCUUCCCACUUGUGGCUCCCACCAUGGCCUGGAGUUUUGGGUGGAGAUUUUUCAAAUAAAAGCCCUCGGCAUCUCAGGAUGGCACAGUGGUGAGCUCUUAGCUUCACCAGGCUCAUCAAAGCUGCUCCAGGAAGGCCAGAGCCACACCAGAAGACAUGCAGAUCAUCACCACGGCCCUGGUGUGCUUGCUGCUAGCUGGGAUGUGGCCACAAGACGUGGACAGCAAGAGCAUGCAGGUACCCGUCUCCAGAUGUUGCUUCUCAUUUGUGGAGAAAGAGAUUUCCCUGAGGGCAAUCCAGUGUUACAGAAAUACCAGCUCCAGCUGCUCCAAGGAGGGCUUAAUAUUCAAGCUGAAGAGAGGCAAUGAGGUCUGCGCCUUGAACCAGGCUAGAUGGGUUCAGAAUCACAUUAAAAAGCUGAGUCACUGCCUGCCAAAAAGAAAAUGAGCAGAUUUCUUUCCAUUCUGGGCUCUGGAAACCACGUAGCUUCACCUGUCCCGGAAACCCCCAGUCCUAUACCAUUCCUUGUGCCCCGCUUUCGCUGGGUCACAGAGGAUCUGCUUGGUCUUGAUAAGCUAUGUUGUUGCACUUUAUACAUUUAAAUUAUAGAAUUAUCAACCCCCAGCCCUCUGUGUCUCUUGGAUUUCAGAGUGAAAACUUGAUUGGCAUUGAGAGGUG
Molecule: messenger RNA, 691 nt
Organism: Piliocolobus tephrosceles (Ugandan red Colobus)
Lineage: Eukaryota; Metazoa; Chordata; Mammalia; Primates; Cercopithecidae
Gene: CCL1
Product: C-C motif chemokine ligand 1
Exons: 3
Coding region: 170-460 (96 amino acids)
Biological process (GO): antimicrobial humoral immune response mediated by antimicrobial peptide; positive regulation of cell migration; chemokine-mediated signaling pathway
Cellular component (GO): extracellular region
Molecular function (GO): CCR chemokine receptor binding; chemokine activity
Source: RefSeq, a predicted model, not a curated record